UUGGUUCGGUUUGGUUUAAAACCGAACCGAACUGAACUAUUUGAGUUGAGAAUAAACAUAGCUGAAUGGUUAGAGUGUAGGAUUGGAUUUGGUUUGGGUCGGUUUGAGUUCGGUUGGUUCGGUUCGGUUUAAAUGCCCAUUCCUAGUUUUUCAGUAGAAUUAAGGACACUAGCUAGGUAAUAUAUAAUUUCUUCAUAGAUUUCAGAAUCUAAUCAAAUUUAUCACAUUAAAAUAUCUUUGAUUUUAAAACACGCUCGUAAGUACAUCUAGUCUCUUACGAUUGAAACAAAAGUUCAGUUCUUUUAAAAACAUUUGUUGACAUUAGAAAAUAUGAUAGGGUGAAAAUCAAUUUCUUACAGAUGCUAAAUUAUACUAUUUGAUAUCAUUAUCAAUUUCUAAGAAUCUUUCCUUCGUAACCGUCCUGCUCCCACUCUUGGAAAUGACACAUAUCAAAUUCUGUGAAAUGGUUAUUAAUGUAUUUCAGUAAACGUUUCAAAUCAGAAAAAUUAACUAUAUAUUGACCAAAACAGUUUGUUUGAGUCUUCAGAUUUCUCUCCGGGUUCUUUGAAAAAGCAUUUGAAUGUAUGCGUUACUACUCCCUCCUGAUCCCCUCCUUUAAAAUGGCAGUUAGUGAUUUAAACUUCACCUUAUAAAUCCAAAAUAUUCACAUGUACUCUGUUUCUCCUCCCUGACACGCAAGAAAUUUUUCAAAAGUAACGUAUUAACAAUAAAUACUUAAUUAUUUAUACUUAAAAUUUAAUUUCUCACUGAGGCAUCUCUCUUAAUUCCCACCUUGAUUAAUCUCUCUGGAACUUGGAAGCUUCCAAUAUCUCUCUCAUCAUCCAAACAUUAAUAUGGCUUGUGGUUUGGACGGUUACAUGUAAGCUGUUUUGAAACAUGGGCAUGGUCGAAACUUGUACGGUUCUUGGAGCCAGUCCAAAAAACAAAUUCCUCGUUAUAAGGAAAAUAAGGAUGCAUGCAAUGUUUAAAAGUUAAUUUGAAUUUAGUUUUUAAAACAAACUAGAAAAACAAAAUUUCUUCGUGCAUGUCAGGGUGACAAACAUGAAACAUGCGUAUGCAUCUUUGUUUUUUGGUCUUCACUUAGUAAUACAUAUAUAAAAACAAAGAAAUUAGCAAUGGAGUGGACAUAAUUUGUCAAAGAUGUUUAUGAGCUUAGAAACAAAAUCAUCAUAUAUAUUACACAUUUCCAAUACUUCAGUUACAAUUUUCUCUUUAUGUGUCUACACUACUAUAAUAUAUAGGGAUAUGCAUGCAUGUACGUAUUUGCAUUUACUAACAUGUUAAAUAUUACUUAUAUGAACGUACGUACUAUAAAUAAGAAGGCUACACCACCACUGAGGGGAGAGCUUAAGUUAAAGCGAAAAAAUUUCCUUCAACGACAACAGAAAAAAAAAGCCAACUCACUUUCGUGAUCUCUACUCUACCAAAAAAAAUGGCAGCACUCAUCACCUUGUCAUCAUUCAUCACCUUAUCAUCAUCAUUUUUCCGUUUUCCCCUUUCCACCGUCACUACCAUUUCGCAGCGACCACGAUCAGUGACCAUGUGCAUGGGCAAAUCAGGGCCAAACACUCCCAAGGACAAGGUGGUCCUCAUCACGGGUACUACCGGCACUGGCAAGUCACGCCUUUCCGUCGAUCUCGCCAACCAUUUCUCCGGCGAGAUUGCAACAAAUCUCAUCCCACUCAAUGAGCAAGGUGGAGUCCCGCACCAUCUUCUCGGUGACUUUCGUCCGGAAGAUGGUGAACUUAGCCCAGGAGAGUUUCGCUCUUUAGCGACAUUGUCUAUCGCUGAAGUUGUUUCCAGAGGGAAACUCCCUAUCAUAGUUGGUGGGUCCAACUCAUUCAACCACGCUCUCCUUGCAGAGCGUUUUGACCCGACCAUUGAUCCUUUCGCUCCUAGUUCGAGUCUCUCAACCAUAUGCGCCGACCUGAGAUACAAAUGCUGCAUCUUUUGGGUGGAUGUCUCAGAGCCGGUUCUGUUCCAACACUUGCGCAACCGAGUCGACAAGAUGAUCGAGUCGGGGCUGUUCGAGCAGCUGGCCGCUUUCUAUGACCCUAUAGUCGAUUUAGGUCCCAGACUUGGGGUUCGGAAGACUAUAGGCGUAGAGGAGUUCGAUCGGUACUUCAGAGUGUACCUAAGGGAGAGGAACACAGGAGUGUGGGACUUGGGAAGAAAGGCAGCCUACGAGGAGGCUGUUAAGGGCAUGAAAGAAAGGACGUGUCUGCUUGUUAAGAAGCAGAAAGAGAAGAUCAUCAAGCUGAUAAGAGGUGGCUGGGAAAUCAAGAGGCUUGAUGCCACGGCGGCUAUCAUGGCGGAGCUGAAUAAGAGUUCAGCAGCCUUGGGAGAAGGAAGGAGUAGUUCGGAGAUAUGGCAGAAGGACAUAGUGGAGGAAAGUGUGGAAACUGUGAACAGUUUCUUGUUGCAAGAGUAGUUUUGUUUUUUAAUUAAAUAAUUUAAAUGUGUGUUUAAAAAAAAAAUGUAUGUUAAAAAUAAAUAAAAUUCUGUAUGAUUUGAAGAAAAAUACCAUGUUAUGCUUUUAUGUGAGUACUUGAACACCUUUGCAAUAUAUCAGCUCUACCA
Molecule: messenger RNA, 2601 nt
Organism: Camelina sativa (false flax)
Lineage: Eukaryota; Viridiplantae; Streptophyta; Magnoliopsida; Brassicales; Brassicaceae
Source: RefSeq, a predicted model, not a curated record